AAGCAUUCCGUUAUCUUACGUAGGCCGUACAUUGUAAGUAGUAUCUCCAGACACUCUUCAUCAAAAUGAAUAAUUAUCAUAAGAUUCCACUUCUGAUGCUGUUAGUAAUCACACCAAAGCCUUCUCAACUAACUGAUCUUGGAAAUCCUCUUAUACUAACACCCUUAAUAUCCCAAGGACGAAUAUCAGAAGCCAAAGAAGCAUCGGCAGUAACAUAUCCAGAUUUAGUAGGACCGAACGGCGCGAUAUCCAGCUAUUCAGGAUAUUUUACAGUGGAUGAACCAACUGACUCGAACCUAUUCUUCUGGCUCUUCUUAUCUCAAAACAAUCCAGAAAAUGACCCGGUGGUCUUAUGGCUUCAGGGUGGUCCUGGUGCUUCUAGUAUUUAUGCAACUUUCACUGAAAAUGGACCAUAUGUUCUUGAUGAAAACUUAAAGAUCAGUUAUAGAGAAUACACCUGGAUUGCUAAUCAUUCUGUAAUUUUUAUAGAUAAUCCAGUUGGAACAGGCUUUAGCUUCACCAACGAGGGAUUUGUCUCAAACGAAACUCAAGUCGGAGAACAUCUCUAUGAUGCUUUAAUCCAGUUUUUCACAUUAUUUCCAGAGCUUCAGCAGAAUGACUUUUUUAUAACCGGAGAGUCUUAUGGUGGUCAUUAUGUGCCAGCAAUUUCACAUACAAUUCAUCAAAAGAACCCAUCUGCAUCUUUAAAAAUUAACUUAAAGGGACUUGCCAUUGGAAACCCACUAACUGAUGCCAAAUAUCAAGCAGAUUAUGGGGCAUAUUUGUACUAUUUAGGACUUAUUGAUGAGAAUGUUAAAUCUACUUUGGACGAUUUACAUGGAGAAUUUCUGUUAGCUGUUGAUAAAGAAAAUUUUACAGCUUCAACGACUCUUUUAAAUAAAAUAAGAGAAGUGGCUCUGGAAGCAUCUGGAAUACCACAAAGUUACAACCACCAAAGCUUGCUUCCUGAAGAUCCUUAUUAUUUCGAAGAUUACUUGACUCAGCCUCACAUUAGACCAGAAAUUCAUAUAGGAAAUGUGUCUUAUGGUACCACCGAUUCAAUAGUUGCGCAAUAUUUGUUUGAAGACAAGACAAAAGGCGUGAGUGAAUGGUUAGGGGAGUUAAUAAACAAUUACUCAGUUCUUUUGUAUAAUGGUCAAUUGGACACUUUAGAUCCGUACCCGUUGAUGGUGAACUUAAUUAGGAAUAUUAAUUUUGACAGUAGAAAUGAUUAUUUGAGAGCUAAAAGGAAUAUUUGGCAUGUGGAUGAUGAAAUUGCUGGAUAUUGGAAAUCGGUGAACAACUUUACUGAAGUGAUUUUACUGAAUGCUGGCCACAUGGUUCCUUUAUAUCAACCUAAGAGAGCAUGCGAUUUAAUUUAUAAGUUUGUUAGAAAUAUAACCUUAAAUUGAUUUUGAUGAUAUAUUAUUAUUAUAGUCAAUAUAAUUUCACGAUUUUCUUCAA
Messenger RNA from Anthonomus grandis grandis, 1464 nucleotides. Its product is annotated as venom serine carboxypeptidase-like. The transcript has 2 exons. Gene Ontology annotation, biological process: proteolysis. NCBI's taxonomy places the organism in Eukaryota, Metazoa, Arthropoda, Insecta, Coleoptera, Curculionidae. Gene Ontology annotation, molecular function: serine-type carboxypeptidase activity. The record is from RefSeq and is a predicted model, not a curated record. The coding region runs from base 66 to 1412 and encodes 448 amino acids.